Messenger RNA from Heterocephalus glaber (naked mole-rat), 4316 nucleotides. It is a transcript of the gene Adamts10, whose product is annotated as ADAM metallopeptidase with thrombospondin type 1 motif 10. Gene Ontology annotation, molecular function: metalloendopeptidase activity. Gene Ontology annotation, biological process: extracellular matrix organization; proteolysis. The record is from RefSeq and is a predicted model, not a curated record. Gene Ontology annotation, cellular component: extracellular matrix. NCBI's taxonomy places the organism in Eukaryota, Metazoa, Chordata, Mammalia, Rodentia, Bathyergidae.
CGGGCGGCGGGCGGCGGGACAGCGGCGGCAAGGCCGGGGCGCAGUGCCCUCGCUCUGUCACACUUCCCAGCCACCCCUGCCACACCCCUGGCCGACACCUGCGCGCCCCGGCACACCCUGAGCCUCCGCUGCUGUCCCCGGACACCGGACUGCUCAGAGCUGAAGGCCAGCCUGCUCCCUCUGUCUUGUCCCCUUCCCGGCUGUGUGGAAGAGACCACUGAGGCCCAGGGGGCCCUGUGCCGUGAGCAGCCAGGAGAAGGACCCAUGCACACACGCGUUCAACACCACACCACCAACAGAAGCCCCCAAAAGGAGCCCGUGAUGCUGCCCAGGCUGUGAGCAGAGGAGGCAGCACUGUGGGGGCUGCCAGCAGCCGGGGCUGGGGAGAGACAUGUGGGCACGUAGCCCCUAUGGCUUCCGCCUGCCAGCUCCUCCGCUGGGCCCUCGCCCUGGGGCUGGGCCUCACCUUCAAGGUCACACAUGCCUUCCGGUCUCAAGAUGAGUUCCUGUCCAGUCUGGAGAGCUAUGAGAUCGCCUUCCCCACCCGCGUGGACCACAACGGGGCCCUGCUGGCCUUCUCGCCUCCCACCCUCCGGAGGCAGCGCCGGGGCACGCCCACCACGGCCGAGUCCCGCCUCUUUUACAAAGUGGCUGCGCCCAGCACCCACUUCCUGUUGAACCUGACCCGCAGCCCCCGGCUCCUGGCCGGCCACGUCUCCGUGGAGUACUGGACACGUGAGGGCCUGGCCUGGCAGAGGGCCGCCCGGGCCCAUUGCCUCUACGCUGGGCACCUGCGGGGCCAGGCCGGCAGCUCCCACGUGGCCAUCAGCACCUGCGGCGGCCUGCACGGCCUGAUUGUGGCCGACCAGGAAGAGUACUUGAUCGAGCCCCUGCACGGUGGGCCCAAGGGCCCCCGCAGCCCAGAGGAGGGCGGCCCGCAUGUGGUCUACAAGCGCUCCUCUCUGCGCCACCCCCACCUGGACACGGCCUGCGGGGUGCGAGACGAGAAGCCCUGGAAGGGCCGGCCGUGGUGGCUGCGCACCCUGAAGCCGCCGCCCGCCAGGCCACUGGGGAAUGAGUCGGAGAGGAGCCAGCUGGGCCUGAAGCGCUCCGUCAGCCGAGAGCGCUACGUGGAGACCCUGGUGGUGGCAGACAAGAUGAUGGUGGCCUACCACGGGCGCCGAGACGUAGAACAGUACGUGCUGGCCAUCAUGAACAUUGUUGCCAAACUUUUCCAGGACUCAAGUCUGGGAAACAUCGUUAACAUCCUGGUGACCCGGCUCAUCCUGCUCACGGAGGACCAGCCCACCCUGGAGAUCACUCACCAUGCGGGCAAGUCCCUGGACAGCUUCUGUAAGUGGCAGAAAUCCAUCGUGAACCACAGCGGGCACGGGAACGCCAUUCCGGAGAACGGCGUGGCCAACCACGACACGGCAGUGCUCAUUACACGCUAUGAUAUUUGCAUCUAUAAGAACAAGCCCUGCGGCACUCUAGGCCUGGCCCCUGUGGGCGGGAUGUGUGAGCGCGAGAGAAGCUGCAGCAUCAACGAAGACAUCGGCCUGGCCACGGCCUUCACCAUCGCCCAUGAGAUCGGGCACACGUUCGGCAUGAACCACGACGGCGUGGGGAACAGCUGUGGGGCCCGCGGCCAGGACCCAGCCAAGCUGAUGGCCGCCCACAUCACCAUGAAAACCAACCCAUUUGUGUGGUCGUCCUGCAGCCGCGACUACAUCACCAGCUUCCUGGACUCGGGCCUGGGGCUCUGCCUGAACAACCGGCCCCCGAGGCAGGACUUCGUGUACCCAACGGUGGCGCCUGGCCAGGCCUACGACGCAGAUGAGCAGUGUCGCUUCCAACAUGGAGUCAAAUCGCGAGGUCUGCAGCGAGCUCUGGUGCCUGAGCAAGAGCAACCGGUGCAUCACCAACAGCAUCCCGGCCGCAGAGGUGGUGCUACAAGCGGGUUUGUGUCCCCUUCGGCUCGCGGCCGGAAGGCGUGGACGGCUCCUGGGGCCCGUGGACCCCAUGGGGCGACUGCAGCAGGACGUGCGGCGGCGGCGUGUCCUCCUCCAGUCGCCACUGCGACAGCCCCAGGUCAGUCCUCAGACCGCGCCCAGGAGAGCGCGACCCGACCCCAGCUGUCCCCCCAUCUGGCUCCCGUCUCCACCGCCCCUUCCAGGCCAACUAUCGGGGGCAAGUACUGUCUGGGGGAGAGACGACGACACCGGUCCUGCAACACCGAGGACUGUCUCCCGGGCUCCCAGGACUUCAGGGAGAUGCAGUGCUCCGAAUUCAACAGCGUCCCUUUCCGUGGCAAGUUCUACUCGUGGAAGGCAUACCGAGGGGGGGGCGUGAAGGCCUGCUCGCUCACCUGCCUGGCUGAGGGCUUCAACUUCUACACCGAGAGGGCGGCAGCCGUGGUGGACGGGACGCCCUGCCGCCCAGACACAGUGGACAUCUGCGUCAGCGGCGAGUGCAAGCACGUGGGCUGUGACCGGGUCCUGGGCUCCGACCUGCGGGAGGACAAGUGCCGAGUGUGCGGCGGUGAUGGCAGCGCCUGCGAAACCAUCGAAGGGGUCUUCAGCCCGGCCCUGGCUGGGCCUGGCUAUGAGGACGUCGUGUGGAUCCCCAAAGGCUCCGUCCACAUUUUCAUCCAGGACCUGAACCUGUCCCUCAGUCACCUAGCCCUGAAGGGGGACCAGGAGUCCCUGCUGCUGGAGGGACUGCCCGGGACCCCCCAGCCUCACCGCCUGCCGCUGGCGGGGACCACCUUCCACCUGCGACAGGGGCCAGACCAGACCCAGAGUCUAGAAGCCCUGGGACCCAUUAAUGCGUCUCUCGUCGUCAUGGUGCUGGCCCGGACAGAGCUGCCUGCCCUCCGCUAUCGAUUCAAUGCGCCCAUCUCUAGGGACACGCUGCCCCCGUACUCCUGGCACUACACGCCCUGGACCAAGUGCUCGGCUCAGUGUGCCGGGGGCAGCCAGGUGCAGGUGGUGGAGUGCCGCAAUCAGCUGGACAGCUCAGCCGUGGCACCCCACCACUGCAGCGCCCACAGCAAACUGCCCAAGAGGCAGCGCGCCUGCAACACGGAGCCUUGCCCGCCGGACUGGGUCGUAGGAAACUGGUCGCGCUGCAGCCGCAGCUGUGACGCCGGGGUUCGCAGCCGCUCGGUCGUGUGCCAGCGCCGCGUGUCGGCGGCCGAGGAGAAGGCGCUGGACGACAGUGCGUGCCCACAGCCUCGCCCGCCAGUGCUGGAGGCCUGCCAUGGGCCCACCUGCCCGCCCGAGUGGGCCGCCCUGGACUGGUCUGAGUGCACCCCCAGCUGCGGGCCAGGCCUCCGCCACCGCGUGGUCCUGUGCCAGAGUGCCGAUCACCGGGCCACCCUGCCCGCCGCGCACUGCCCGCCUGCCGCCAAGCCUCCGGCCACCAUGCGCUGCAACCUGCGCCGCUGCCCUCCCGCCCGCUGGGUGGCCAGUGAGUGGGGCGAGUGCUCCGUGCAGUGCGGCCUGGGCCAGCAGCAGCGCUCCGUGCACUGCACCAGCCACACCGGGCAGCCGUCGCGCGAGUGCACCGAGACCCUGCGGCCGCCCGCCAUGCAGCAGUGCGAGGCCAAGUGUGACAGCGCGCCGCCCGGGGAUGGCCCCGAAGAAUGCAAGGAUGUGAACAAGGUCGCCUACUGCCCCCUGGUGCUCAAAUUUCAGUUCUGCAGCCGAUCCUACUUCCGCCAGAUGUGCUGCAAAACCUGCCAGGGCCGCUAGGGGACCUGCGGUACCUGGAGCCAUUGCUGAGCUCAGGCUGAGAAGGACCUGGCCCAAAGGGCCUGAGGGGGCGGGAGCUGGGAGUGAAGACUGAGACGCAGGCGCGAGUUAUUUAUUGGGAACCCCUGCAGGGCGCUUGGCUGGGGGAUGGAGAGGGGCUUGCAUCCCCAGGGACCCUCUGCAGCCUCUUGCCCGGUGCUUAGUGAGACCCCCUCCAGGGUGGGCCUGGGGACAGCUAUGGGCCUCGGGCUCUUUGCACCCACCCUUGGGAGUCCCCAACAACCCCCCACCCUCUGAUUGGAAUCUACUGUGAAGAGUGGGGGUGGGGCGGGACUGCCGGCGCCCGGCCCCCAGCACUGGCCCGCUGCCCGCUCUGUGGUGGGGCGGGGCCUGUGUGUGCUAUGGAGGAGGCACCUCCCUGACACCCCAACCUCUGCCCGGCCUGCCCCAGGGGAGCCCCCAACAUCCAGGCCACCCCCGUCAUGGUGCUAUAAGCCCUGCCCUGGGGCCCACACACUCCCUGCGAGGAAGCCCUACAUCAAUAAAGCUCUGUCUCGUGUA